This is a messenger RNA of Cladocopium goreaui, 3417 nucleotides long. NCBI's taxonomy places the organism in Eukaryota, Dinophyceae, Suessiales, Symbiodiniaceae. The record is from the annotation of a GenBank genome assembly.
AUGUCGACCGGAGAGGAUGAGGGCGAGGGUGGCAAGGACAAGGGACGCCUUGAAAUUUUUGAUGGGACACAACCUUUGUCUUACCGGACAUGGAAGAGAAGGGCGCAACUAAUGCUGGCAAGCUUGCCCAGCACCAUCAAGAAGGAGCAGCACGGGCCCAAACUCAUGGGGUACAUCGGUGGGGAAGCGGAAGCCCUACUGGAGCAACUUGAGAUAGAGGGGAUCUGUGCUGAGAAUGGGGACAAGGCGAUUUGGGCCAUCCUCGAUGACAAAUACAACCCACAGCCAAUAGACCUUCUUCAAUCUAGUUUGAAGACCUUUUUCCAUGAGCUGAGUGUGAAGCCCAUGGAGACUUAUCGACAGUUCUCUGCACGAUUUGCGGCUGCACAAAGGAAACUAGAAGAACAAAAAGUUGUUCUACCCAAAGUUGCCCUGGGUUUCCUGUUCAUGAAAAAACUCAGACUGGAAGCGAGUCAGGAGUCGUUGAUCCUUACCACUUCAGGUGGGAAACUGGAGAUAGAGGAGGUGAUUCGAGCCACCAACACGAUCUUUCCGGAAGGAAAGGGAAGCAGUGUCAAGACUAGCUCCAAGGAUGUUUUUCAGGUGGACCCAGAGGUGACAGAGAUCGAAGAGGAGGAUGAUUUGCAGGCCGUGAUGGAUAUGGUCGCAGAAGAGGUGCAGGGUCGAGAAGACUGGGAAGAAGAAGAUGUGCUGGAGACAUUCGAGACGUACACGGACAUCAGAAGGAAACUCCAAGAAAGCAAGAAUGGAAGGGGAUACUUUCCGAAACCCAGCCUAGGAAAAGGAGGAGGGAAGUCGAAUGCAUCCAGCUCAUGGCAGAUCUCCGGAACACUUCGGGGCAAGAUCGAUCAGUUGAAGGCCAGAACCAGGUGCCAUCGAUGCAAGCGCCUGGGACACUGGAAGAAGGAAUGCCCUUUGAAGUCAUCGGCAUCAUCGACGUCAUCGGCAACUACACCUUCGAAAGAAGUUUUGCUGGUGGAAAAUAGCGAUCAGGUCAAACAGAUGUGGGAGAGCUUCAUCACGGAGAAGGCGGAGGACAGUGACCGGGGUUGGCAGAGCAAUUUGCCAAACCAUGUUCUCAACCCAGGGUUUGCGGACACGCACUCCACUGGGAACAGGCAGAUCAGUGACGAGACCGUGGUGGUGCCACACGAAUCGACGAGGAGGCUUGAGCGAAGUUUUGACGUUUUCCAUGCACAAGCGGAAAUGAGUGCUCUCGGUGACACCCUUGAGGAUCACGCACUAAAACGGUGCGGAAUCCCUGACACAGCUUGCCGAAGAACCUUGGUUGGUGAAACUGUUUUGGAUGGUAUUGAGGACCAUUUGUCCCGUAGGGGUUUGAAGGUUCACCGGGUUGAGGACAAUCAUGAUUUCAGGUUCGGCAACAAUGGCAUGCUGUCAUCAACUCAGACCGCACUUUUGCCGGCUAGCGUAGGAGGAAAGAGAAUUGUGAUCAAGGCGGCUGUCUUGCCGAAAGAGGGCAAGACCACACCAUUGUUGAUGAGCAAGGAACUGUUGAAACAACUUGGUUGUGUGUUGGACAUGGUUGAUAGCAGUGCUCGUUUUGAUAGGAACAUGGCGCCCAAGAUGUCCAAGAGCGGUUGCGCAAGCAGCUCCCAGGACAAGAAGGGAUACACGAUUCCGGACGAGGUGAAUCAGAUGAUGGCUGGUCUGGUACGGGACGAAACGAUGGCCACCAUUCGCAAUGUGGACUCCUUUCCGGAUCACAAGGUGGAUGCGGAGGGCAAUCCGAUCCGAUCCUCCACACUCAUGGACAAGGGCAAGUACAAGGACGAGCAAAAGACGUACCUGAGCAUCUACAUGGAGGACAAGUCUUACGUGGCAUGGGUGAGGACACACAUCAACGAGAGCUCCCAUCCGACCAUAAAGAAGUUCCGAGUGUUUGUGGCUCACAUGGACAAAGCCAAGAUCGACCGCAUCAACCAGGAAGCCGAACGUCAGAGUCCCAUGCUGCCGAAGGCGACACAGAGAAGCCCUCCCGUCAAGAACAAGAUGGAGAACACAGAGAUGACGGACUGGGAGGUGAUGACAGAAGACCUUGGCACGAAUGUGGACAAGGACAAGUGGGUGAUCAAGGCAUGGGAAGGGAUGGCCAUCAGGACCUUGGAUCACAACUACAUGAAACGUCAACGCAUGAUCGAGAAGAUGGCUCGUCAUCCUUCGGGCAUGAACAUGAUGGUGAACGGGCACAGCGACCGAAACACGUUCAUGUCUGUCCUCCCUGCGGCCCUUUCAGCCCACUGCAGCGGCUAUCGAAAGGAAAAGGGUCGAGGGAAGAGAGAAGGAUAUGGCAACAAGGUUCUUCGCUGUGCUCCAGAGCAGAUUCGACUGCUUACGGAUGAUCAGAAGGCAGCGUUGCUUUUCACAACACCUGACCUGAUUCAGCAUCCAUCACGCUUCACAAAACGUGGAGCACACGUGUACACAGACAUCUCGGCGGAAGGACGUCCACCAGCGGAUGAACAACCGCAAAAAAGACCCCGAGUGUCCUUUCAAGAAGAUACGACAGUGGAGGAACUGGAUGAGCACAUGAACACUGCACUGGGGAGCGAACAACAACCCGAUCCAAUGGAAUCAGAACUUGAUGUUACACAGGUUCCGACGGAGACAGAGGAGAGCAUGUCUGAGGGAAGACGUGACUCAACACAAGCAACGUCAGGUGAGCCCCAUGCACAAACCGGAGGUGGCAACCUGACAACCGGAAUGGUGACAGAAGCUGGUGGGGCCGGAACAAAUUUGGGAACCGGACCCGAUUCACAAGCAGGCUCUAGCUAUGGACCUAUCAGGACGGACAGUCUGACGCGAGCCCUGAGAAGAAGCACUGAAAUUCUGGAUCAGGGGUACGCAAGGGCUUCGAGAGGCCCAUUUGGUCAGACUUCCGAGGACGCCCUGCUCAAUGACGCCUAUGUAGUUCACAACAACUCGCACGAGAUCUCUGAGAAGGACAUCACGGCAGUCGAAAGGCAUUGCCAAUCAACGCUAGGCUCCGAACUCAUGUCCCUAUCUCGUGGAAUCGCAGAAGGAGAGUGGAUUCGCUCGCUCUUUGGUGAGGCUCUGAACCCUGAUUAUCAACUGAAGGCGAUCGAGGCGGUGAGUGAGGUGAACGAUUUGGAGACCUUGUGGAGCAGUUUGAAAGACCAGCCAGGUUUACAGCCUGAUGCCAUCACUUACAAGUCGACCGCCUUUGGUUUUGCCCAGGCGUCGAGGUGGAACCGCGUCCUGGAUUUGCUUUCUGAGAUCCCAGCCUCACUGCAGGCCGCGGCAGAGGGAAAAGCCAUCUACCAUGACGCCUUAGCAGCGUUGCCGAAGGAUGCCCCAGCGUGUGCCAUGGGUCUCCUGAAUGAAAUGCAGUCGAAGCGAUUGCGUGUGGAUGAG